UUCCCUGCAGUAGUAACAGCCCAACUCAGACCGAGAUUCAAACUGAGUGCAUCCCUGUUCCCUGCAGCAGUAACAGCCCAACUCAGACCGAGAUUCAAACUGAGUGGAUCCCUGUUCCCUGCAGCAGUAACAGCCCAACUCAGACCGAGAUUCAAACUGAGUGCAUCCCUGCACAAAAUAAACCCCAAAAGUGCUAUAUGCACGUAUGCCAUAAAAAAGAGGAGAAAAUCCACGAUUUUACACUUAAGCGUUGGAAUACUUUCAAGGGAGCCCAAAGCAGGUGGCUCGAGCUGAGCGGGGAGUACCGGGAUGUUGCAGAAUCCUACCGACACUGUCAACACCUGCAGUUUGAAGAUGUCCCGGAGGAUGCUGGCUGGCAUCGCUACUGCUACGUGUGGUUCACCAAUAAAACAAUUAUGCACAAGUUGGAGAGACGGAUGGCUCGGGAGAGUGAAUUGCUGAUUCAAACUGAGGUGAUCCCUGUUCCCUGCAGCAGUAACAGCCCAACUCAGACCCAGAUUCAAACUGAGUGCAUCCCUGUUUCCUGCAGCAGUAACAGCCCAACUCAGACCGAGAUUCAAACUGAGUGCAUCCCUGUUCCCUGCAGCAGUAACAGCCCAACUCAGACCGAGAUUCAAACUGAGUGCAUCCCUGCACAAAAUAAACCCCAAAAGUGCUAUAUGCACGUAUACCAUAAAAAAGAGGAGAAAAUCCACGAUUUUACACUUAAGCGUUGGAAUACUUUCAAGGUAGCCCAAAGCAGGUGGCUCGAGCUGAGCGGGGAGUUCCGGGACGUUGCAGAAUCCUACCGACACUGUCAACACCUGCAGUUUGAAGAUGUCCCGGAGGAUGCUGGCUGGCAUCCCACCUGCUACCUGAGGUUCACCAAUAAAACAACGAUGGAGAGACAGGCUCGGGACGUGCUGAUUCAAACUGAGGUGAUCCCUGCUCCCUGCAGCAGUAACAGCCCAACUCAGACCGAGAUUCAAACUGAGGCCAUCCCUGUUCCCUGCAGCAGCAAUAACAGAAACUAUUACAGAAAAUGCCGUACUCGGACCCAGAUUCAAACUGAGUGGAUCCCUGCACAAAAUAAACCCCAAAAGUGCUAUAUGCACGUAUACCAUAAAAAAGAGGAGAAAAUCCACGAUUUUACACUUAAGCGUUGGAAUACUUUCAAGGGAGCCCAAAGCAGGUGGCUCGAGCUGAGCGGGGAGUACCGAGACGUUGCAGAAUCCUACCGACACUGUCAACACCUGCAGUUUGAAGAUGUCCCGGAGGAUGCUGGUUGGCAUACCACCUGCUACGUGAGUUUCACCAAUAAAACAACGAUGAAAGCGUUGGAGAGACGGAUGGCUCGGGAGAGUGAAUUGCUGAUUCAAACUGAGGUGAUCCCUGCUCCCUGCAGCAGUAACAGCCCAACUCAGACCGAGAUUCAAACUGAGUGCAUCCCUGUUCCCUGCAGCAGCAAUAACAGAAACUAUUACAGAAAAUGCCGUACUCAGACCCAGAUUCAAACUGAGUGGAUCCCUGCACAAAAUAAACCCCAAAAGUGCUAUAUGCACAUAUACCAUAAAAAAGAGGAGAAAAUCCACGAUUUUACACUUAAGCGUUGGAAUACUUUCAAGGUAGCCCAAAGCAGGUGGCUCGAGCUGAGCGGGGAGUACCGAGAUGUUGCAGAAUCCUACCGACACUGUCAACACCUGCAGUUUGAAGAUGUCCCGGAGGAUGCUGGCUGGCAUCCCACCUGCUACCUGAGGUUCAUCGAUAAAACAAUGAUGAAAGCGUUGGAGAGACGGAUGGCUCAGGACGUGCUGAUUCAAACUGAGGUGAUCCCUGCUCUCUGCAGCAGUAACAGCCCAACUCAGACCGAGAUUCAAACUGAGUGCAUCCCUGUUCCCUGCAGCAGCAAUAAAAGAAACUAUUACAGAAAAUGCCGUACUCAGACCCAGAUUCAAACUGAGGUGAUCCCUGCACAAAAUAAACCCCAAAAGUGCUAUAUGCACGUAUGCCAUACAAAAGAGGAGAAAAUCCACGAUUUUACACUCAAGCGUUGGAAUUCUUUCAAGACAGCCCAAGAGAGGUGGCUCGGGCUGAGCGGGGAGUACCGAGACGUUGCAGAAUCCUACCGACACUGUCAACACCUGCAGUUUGAAGAUGUCCCGGAGGAUGCUGGCUGGCAUCCCACCUGCUACCUGAGGUUCAACAAUAAAACAAUGAUGAAAGCGUUGGAGAGACGGAUGGCUCAGGACGUGCUGAUUAAAACGGAGUGGAUCCCUGCUCCCUGCAGCAGCCGCAGUAACAGCCCGACUCAGACCGAGAUUCAAACUGAGUGGAUCCCUGCUCCCUGCAGCAGUAACAGCCCAACUCAGACCCAGAUUCAAACUGAGUGGAUCCCUGCACAAAAUAAACCCCAAAAGUGCUAUAUGCACGUAUACCAUAAAAAAGAGGAGAAAAUCCACGAUUUUACACUUAAGCGUUGGAAUACUUUCAAGAGAGCCCAAAGCAGGUGGCUCGAGCUGAGCGGGGAGUUCCGAGACGUUGCAGAAUCCUACCGACACUGUCAACACCUGCAGUUUGAAGAUGUCCCGGAGGAUGCUGGCUGGCAUCCCACCUGCUACCAUAGGUUCACCAAUAAAACAAUGAUGAAAGCGUCGGAGAGACGGAUGGCUCGGGACGUGCUGAUUAGAACGGAGUGGAUCCCUGCUCUCUGCAGCAGCCGCAGUAACAGCCCGACUCAGACCGAGAUUCAAACUGAGUGGAUCCCUGCUCCCUGCAGCAGUAACAGCCCAACUCAGACCCAGAUUCAAACUGAGUGGAUCCCUGCACAAAAUAAACCCCAAAAGUGCUAUAUGCACGUAUACCAUAAAAAAGAGGAGAAAAUCCACGAUUUUACACUUAAGCGUUGGAAUACUUUCAAGAGAGCCCAAAGCAGGUGGCUCGAGCUGAGCGGGGAGUUCCGAGACGUUGCAGAAUCCUACCGACACUGUCAACACCUGCAGUUUGAAGAUGUCCCGGAGGAUGCCGGCUGGCAUCCCACCUGCUACGCGAGGUUCACCAAUAAAACAAUGAUGGACGCGUUGGAGAGACGGAUGGCUCAGGACGUGCUGAUUAAAACGGAGUGGAUCCCUGCUCCCUGCAGCAGUAACAACCCAACUCAGACCCAGAUUCAAACUGAGUGGAUCCCUGCUCCCUGCAGCAGCAAUAACAGAAACUAUUACAGAAACAGCCUGACUCAGACCCAGAUUAAAACGGAGUGGAUCCCUGUUCCCUGCAGCAGUAACAGUAACAGUAACAGUCCGACUCCGACCAAGAGACUCCGGCCGGAGUCGCCUCUCCCAGACUCAGGCUCCGUCCUCCCCGCCCUCUGCAUCAUAUGCAAAAAAGAUUACAUCAAUGUCCCCAGGGGAGGCAAACGAGUGAGGGACUGCCUGACACCGGCCGAAACAGUAACAGCAGGUUGGCUUCAGAAAGCUGCUAAACUGAAAGAAGACCACAGUAUUUUGAUGCACAUUAAGGACAAAGACUGUGUGGCUAUUGGGGUCCAAUACCACAAGUACUGUUAUACACUGUACACCCAGUUUUUGAGGGUUCCUCCAGAGCCAGACACAAAUCAAAACGAACCAACAUAUGACAUGACUUAUCAGGUGUUUUGUGAGACUGUCAUCCGUCAGAGACUACUUGUGAACCAAGAGGUGUUACGAAUGACCCAGCUCAGAGGUACCUUCAUUGAAAUGGUGAAGUCACAUGAGGGUCUCGAUGCUUCAAACUAUAGGCAGGAUAGGUUGAAGAGGAGGUUGAGGUGGGAUUUCCCUCAGCUGGUGUUUCAUGCCGCCACCAAUCGCAACGUCUGUGAGCUGGUAUAUGCGGAGACUCUCUCAACAGACCAUAUUAUGGACACCCUACCGUUUCCAUCCUGUGCAGACACCACACAGUCAAAAACGUCUGAACUUGAGAAACCAUGGAGGACUGUAGUCUGGGAACCUGAGAAGAGGGCGGAGCUGAUGGAGAGCAUCAAAUCCUUCAAACCAACCGUCAGCUCCGUGUCUCAGGCCCGGGUUUUACUCAUUGGACCAGUUGGAGCUGGAAAGUCCAGCUUUUUUAACUCCGUCAACUCUGUAUUCAGAGGCCACGUCACCAACCGGGCCAUAUCUGGGUACUCCACCUCCAGCCUGACAACACAGUUUCGCAGCUACUCUGUGAAGGCCGGACGAGGAGGAAAUCCUCUGCCAGUCAUCUUGUGUGACACCAUGGGACUGGAGGAGAGUAAAGGGGCGGGGCUUCACAUAGAUGACGUCAGUAAUAUCCUCAAAGGUCAUCUGCCUGAUUAUUACCAGUUCAACCCGUCUGAUCCUCUGCAUUCGGAGGUUCACGGCUAUCGCAAGUCUCCAGAUCACAAAGACAAGAUUCACUGUGUGGUUUACGUUAUCGAUGCCAGCAAGAUCUCCAUCAUGACCCCACAGCUGGAGGAGAAGGUGGACGCCAUCCGCAAGAAGAUCAACUUGAUGGGGAUUCCUCAGCUGGCGUUGCUCUCUAAAGUAGAUGAAGCCUGCCCUUUGGUGAAGGAGGAUUUAAGAAACAUCUACAAAAGUGGCUACAUCAAAGAUCUGAUGCAGGAGGUCAGUACCCGGCUCGGCAUGCCGAUGUCCUACGUUGUACCAGUGAAGAACUACAGCGAAGAGUUGGAGCUGGACAUGAACUGCGACAUCCUGCUGCUCAGCGCCAUCACACAGAUGCUUCAAUCUGUUGAUAACUACUUUGAUGAGUUUCAAGAGUAGGGGAUCUGUGAUAACGAUAAUCACAGAGAAGCAGUUUCAGGAGAAACACAUUGAAUAUCACAUGUCAACUUCUCAGUAUGUUCAUGUUCCAACAUUGCAUAUGCCUUCCUUUACCAUAUACGGUAAUCACGUCAUAAAUGUAAAAUUGUUAAUUGUCUAUAUCAUUACCAUACUGCAGUCAUCAGAACUGAUCAACAUUUGUUGAUGACUACUUUGAUGAGCUCAGUGACCGACUGACCUGUGUUCAAACUAAAGAUUAGGGCAUCCACGAUAGUCCACUUCUCAGUAUAUUAUCCCAAGAUUACAUCGUCUUUGGCCUUAAGAUUAUUUUACUUAUUAUAAUUACUCUUUUGCUACUAUUUUUAUACUCUAAACUUAUUCAAACUUAUUAGCGGUUUAGCGUUUUGUUGACCAUGUUCCACCCUGUUCACCUGAUCCAGCACCGUCACCUUGUUCUUCUCAAGCUCUGUUUCCAGACUAAAGGCAAACUCCCUGUUACAUUGAUCUCGAAAGAAACUUUCCACAAAAUAAGGGAUGUGUGGAAUCAAGGGCUCAUUCCAGCCCUGAAACGGCCAACAUCGGGGGCCCUUUGGCUCACUUGGUAGAGCAAGCUUCCCUGGUAGUGGGGUGACCUGUGGCCUUUUUUUUCCAUGUCUUUUCUCUCUUGCUCUCUCCCAGAAUCUCCUAACUACUUUCAUGGAAGACUACUGGAGCUACAAAAUCUGUAUUUAUCAUACACCUGUGUAACAAUGGUUGAUUUGAUAGAUUAAUUAUUACCCCCAAAUUAUCGUUGCUAAACCUAAUAUACAACAGUUUUUCUCAGGCGGAACUUUAGUUUUUGAUUUUGUGUUUCUGUACAAUCUAUUUGGGUGUCGGCAAGACCCCUAUAGAAGGCUCUGUCCCGCCUAAACUUUCCUUCUUUUUACUGUGAUGUCUUCGGGUAAAGUGAGCUUUUAUUUUGUACUUUUAAUUGGGUAUUUCCCUUGUAUAUUUCUUGUGUUUAUGUUCAUACUACAUUAUUGUAACUCCUUCUUUUUCUGUGAUGUGUUCAGGGAAAGGGAACAGAAAUAAAAAUGGAUAAUUCAACGGCUUGAGUCCAGUCAUAUAUAAUACACAACGCAGAAGCUAAUUGCACCUGUUUUACUAUUCAGGGUCAGGACUCUUUUGGGCCAUAUAUCAUUAAAACUUCAGGAAAACAGCAUACCGUCUGCUUUAAAGGUAUUGUGACAUCAUUUUUAACAUGCUUUUAACACUAUUAAAAGUCUUGGCCAACAUCCCUCAAAUGUGUCUAAAAGAGUGUAACAAGAAAAACUUCACUCUAGUACUCUAUUCCUGGCUUUUUAUUACAGUGUUUUUUUGCGCCGUGAAAAACGCUUCCUUUUUCCCCUUUCCUGUCAAUCAUUGCUCCGCUCCUCCUCCAAACCUCCUCCUCCUCCAGCCAUACGCUCACAGCGGCGUCGGAGAGUUAAGCCGGGAGCGACAAGCGAAGCAUGCACGGAAAAGCAGCAGGGCGAACCACAGCAAACAAUCAUAAAAAUAAAGGCAUGCAAGCAGCACUGUCCCCUUAUCUUAAGUCCAGUCAGUGGCCGCGGGUCUUCUUAGCAGUUUUCCUCCGGUGAUUAGAACAAAAGAGGCUCUAAACAGCUCCGUGUUAAGCCUGAUUUAUGGUUCCGCGUUAAAUCGACGCAGA
This is a messenger RNA of Cololabis saira (Pacific saury), 6465 nucleotides long. RefSeq lists its product as uncharacterized. NCBI's taxonomy places the organism in Eukaryota, Metazoa, Chordata, Actinopteri, Beloniformes, Belonidae. The transcript has 10 exons. The coding region runs from base 198 to 4775 and encodes 1525 amino acids. The record is from RefSeq and is a predicted model, not a curated record.